Molecule: messenger RNA, 298 nt
Organism: Nannochloropsis gaditana CCMP526
Exons: 2
Coding region: 1-216 (71 amino acids)
Source: RefSeq, a predicted model, not a curated record
AUGCUCACUCCUGCUUCCCUCCCACCAACACAGACAGGAAGUGGGAAGGGAAUGGCUCCUGCGGCGCCGGCAACUUCUAGCUCCGGUGUCAGUAUUCCAGUCCACUACCUCUCCUUCUCGUACUUGCUUGGUGCUUGCCUCAUGCUCGCAUUCGUCCUCGGUCCUAUCCUCUACAUGUUUUUCAGGACGCGCAAGACAACAUUUCGGAGAGAAUAAAAACUGGAGAGCAGUACGUAGAACAAUGCGCAUUAUUUAUCAUGUAUAUAAAAAAAGAACGAAGGAGUACACAUAGAGGGAA